Molecule: messenger RNA, 1165 nt
Organism: Scatophagus argus
Lineage: Eukaryota; Metazoa; Chordata; Actinopteri; Scatophagidae
Gene: cabp5b
Product: calcium binding protein 5b
Exons: 6
Coding region: 653-1165 (170 amino acids)
Molecular function (GO): calcium ion binding
Source: RefSeq, a predicted model, not a curated record
GUCAGAUAUCUGAGAAACCUACUAAUGCAUAGCCUAGUCUGCAGUGGCAUGUGAUUCACAGUCUUUCUCAUGUUGACUUUUCCCGUUUCCGCUUUUCCCUUUUUUUUCCGUUUUCCAUUCUGUUUUGUUUCUUUUAGUAAUCAUGAGUCGAAGCAUUUAUCCUAGCAGUCGUUUACUCAACUUUCACCACAUAAAAGGAUGGAUGAAGUCUACAAACUGCAAAGCAAAAACAGAUAUAUAUUUUAUGUGGGUUGUCCUUUUUCCAAAUGAAUAAGGACUGAACUCCAAAGAUGAAGUAAGAUAACUUUUAUCAUUAGUCCAGAAAUUUAAACAGUUCUUAUUACAGUAAAAUGUAUUGGUGACAUUUAAAGACUCAUGGUUAACAGUGUAUAUGGAAUUGUGUACGUGCACAGCAUUUAAGCCUAUCUUUCUUUUCUGGACCAAAGCUGCUGAGAUAAUCCAUGUGAGACCUCAUCCCUCCUCUCGGGCAUACACAGAUCACUACUGACCACGGUUUAAACACAAACACAUGCUUGGACAGGAAAAAGCGAACUGAAUGAUAUAGUGAUAUAUAACACAGUGUGUUUAAUUUUUUUUUAACAAAGAUCUUCACAAAUACAAGCAUCCAGGGAUCUCAGCUGAGGCUGUCAUCAUGAGUCUUAAACAAGCCUGUAUCUUUCUCAGAGGAGGAACCAGGAGACAAACAAGAGCCCUCACACACGAUGAAAUUGAAGAGCUGCGUGAAGCUUUUGUUGAGUUUGAUAAAGACAAGGAUGGUUUCAUUACCUGUAAAGACCUGGGGAACCUGAUGAGGACCAUGGGUUACAUGCCAACUGAAAUGGAGCUCAUAGAAUUGAGUCAGAACAUCAACAUGAACUUAGGGGGACGGGUGGACUUUGAUGAUUUUGUGGAACUAAUGACCCCCAAGCUUCUGGCUGAAACUGCAGGGAUGAUUGGGUUGAAGGAACUUAAAGAUGCAUUUAGAGAGUUUGAUAUAGAUGGUGAUGGUGCUAUCACAUCUGAUGAACUGAGACACGCCAUGAUAAAAUUAUUAGGAGAACAAACCAGCAAAAAUGAAAUUGAUGCAGUGGUCAAAGAAGCUGACAACAAUGGAGAUGGAACAGUUGACUUUGAGGAGUUUGUGAAAAUGAUGUCGCAGAAAUGA